AUGUCGAGCGACACAAACAGUUUGGGAACUAAAACGGCCAUCCGAAGCGUACGUCACAAUAAGCAGCGCAACAAGAACUUUCAUCACCGCUACUUGGCGCUUUGUCGGUCGAAAAAUUUCCAACCCUUGCCGGUGAUUGUAAAACCGAAGCAGAAGGAUCAGGUUUUUCUUGACGUGUACGGUGAUCGCUUGAAGUGUUACGAUUGGCGGCUGAUCGCGGAUGCUUUACGGGAGGAUAAUUCCAUAAAUCAUCUGGCGUUACGAUUGCGCAAGACAUACACGGAAGGUACUGAUGGGUUAAUACCGCAGAACGUGAUGGAAGGACAUGGAGCGGAGAAAAGUGUUUUUAUGGACAAACGUUUGUUCAAGCAGCUCGUGGACACGCUGGCAAUCUUUCUCCGCACUAACAAAGUAGUGGAGUAUUUCGCAAUCGAAGGUUUCCCGAUGGCAGGUGUUCGUUUAUGUACGCUCAUAACGGGUCUGGUGGACAACACUUCGCUGACCGAGUUAAACCUGGCCCGCUGUUCCAUCGGCGAUGAAGGAUGUAAAGCGCUGUGCGCGGAGAUAAAGUUUGCUCCAAACUUGCUGGUGCUGAACCUGACCGCGUGCCAGUUGACGGUGAAGGGCUGUCAGGCGCUUGCGGAGCUGAUCAAGUUUCAGAAAAUGCAACGUUAUGCUGCGAGCUGGGAGCAAUCGUUGCGUUACGGUGACAUUAAGGAGGAUAAGCUAAUGGGCUUGCGAUACCUGUACCUGAGCCAUAACCCGGCGAUCGGUGACUAUGGGUUGCUCGAGCUAACGGAUGUCUUAAAGGACGACGCCUGGAUACGGCAGAUACACGUGUGCAACUGUGGGUUGACCGAUGCCGGGGCACAGUUUCUGAUCGAAUGCUUGCAUAUGAACAGCGCAAUUGAAAAAUUUGACAUUCGGGAGAACAAAAACAUUUCGAACGAGGCCUGCCAUGAGAUUCUCGUGAAGCUUGGCGUAAAGUUUGAGGAAGAUGGGUCUGAUUCAUCGUCGACAACCAAGAAGAGUCCGAAGACUUUGGCUGGCUUUAGGGAGCAUUGCGAAUACUUAGAAAUGCAACUAAACACGGAACGCAACCGGAACAACCAGUUGGAGUCAAAAUUGGAGCAAAUGCACCUACAAAAUGGAGAUUAUGCAGCAACCAUAAAGGAACUACAACAUGAAAUGAGUGACCUGACCAAAUCGCGCAUUGGAUUAAUUGAAAAAUUGAGAAAAGCUGAAAAUAAAUCAUCGAAGCAAAAGAAGGCAGCCGGCACUCCUUUGCGUAAGUCACAAAGUGACGCAUUUGCCACAGUUUUCCAAGGACCGACAACAAGCGAGACGGCCAUGGCAUCAAAGUCGGAAACAGUUGUAAAUGUAGAAAAUGAACCGCGACAUUCUUCCGUUGCAUCCACUAAUCGGGUUGUUGAACGUUAUAUUGGUGAUUGUGGUGGUGAUGGAGUAGAGAAAACAGUGGAUUCCUUUCCGGAGAAGUUUUAA
This is a messenger RNA of Anopheles marshallii, 1503 nucleotides long. Its product is annotated as protein Cep78 homolog. Gene Ontology annotation, molecular function: protein binding. Bases 1 to 1503 code for a protein of 500 amino acids. The record is from RefSeq and is a predicted model, not a curated record. The transcript is spliced from 5 exons. Lineage: Eukaryota; Metazoa; Arthropoda; Insecta; Diptera; Culicidae. Gene Ontology annotation, cellular component: centrosome.